UGGUCGUAGUGAUGAUAUAUUGAACCAGUAGAUGUAGGGAGCCAGAAUACUCGUUGUACUGGAAAAAAUCCCGAACACAGGUUGAAUAUUUAAACAAAUGGCCGAUUCAGACAAACUGAAUAUUGAUAGUAUAAUAGCUCGACUUUUAGAAGUAAGAGGGUCUCGCCCAGGUAAGAAUGUCCAAUUAAGUGAAGCAGAAAUUCGAGGGUUGUGUUUAAAAUCACGAGAAAUAUUCCUUAGUCAACCCAUUCUCCUAGAAUUAGAGGCACCGCUUAAAAUUUGUGGUGAUGUUCACGGUCAGUAUUAUGAUCUAUUAAGACUCUUUGAGUAUGGAGGAUUCCCGCCAGAAAGCAACUAUUUAUUUUUGGGAGACUACGUAGAUAGAGGAAAGCAGUCUCUGGAGACAAUAUGUCUUUUGUUGGCUUACAAAAUAAAAUAUCCCGAGAAUUUUUUCCUUCUUCGAGGGAACCACGAAUGUGCUAGUAUCAACAGGAUCUAUGGUUUCUAUGAUGAGUGUAAAAGAAGAUACAACAUUAAACUUUGGAAAACCUUCACAGACUGUUUCAACUGUUUACCAGUAGCUGCUAUUGUUGAUGAAAAAAUAUUCUGUUGCCAUGGGGGAUUAAGUCCGGAUCUCCAGUCCAUGGAGCAGAUCCGUCGUAUCAUGCGGCCGACGGAUGUGCCGGAUCAAGGCCUCUUGUGUGAUUUACUUUGGUCAGAUCCAGAUAAAGAUGUUAUGGGAUGGGGAGAAAAUGAUCGUGGUGUUUCUUACACCUUUGGUGCCGACGUAGUAGCCAAGUUCCUGCACAAACAUGACCUGGACUUGAUAUGUAGAGCACAUCAGGUUGUAGAAGAUGGCUACGAAUUCUUUGCAAAACGGCAGUUAGUCACACUUUUCUCGGCUCCCAACUAUUGUGGUGAGUUUGAUAAUGCAGGAGCCAUGAUGAGUGUUGAUGAAACCCUCAUGUGCUCAUUUCAGAUUCUGAAGCCAGCAGACAAAAAGAAUUCACCGUAUGGUAAAAUGGCAUCAUCCAGUCGUCCAAUAACUCCUCCUAGAGGUCAGGUUGUCAAGAAAAACAGCAAAAAAUAAUAUCUUACUAUACCCUCUUUUGUAUCUUAGAAAAUCAUUAUAGGUAAAGGUUUCAAGUUCAAUAAGAAGACCUGUACAAAUCCAUGUGGAUAUUAGUAGUUGAAAAGCUUUUUAAAAAAAAGGAAUCCAUGAUAAGGUUCUGUUCUAAAGCUUCAUAGUUGUACAAUAUAUAUUAGAUAAAAAAACAGUUGUUGAUCAUUGUCGGUAUAUUUACAAAGUAUGGUUCUAUCUGUAAUUAUAGUAUGUGUAGUUUUGAACACAUACAUUUAUAUAAAGUGUUAAGCAGCAUUUAGCAAUACAAGAGUACAUGUUCACCUUCAAUAAAAGAUACAUUUGACAUUUUAUUUGUAUAACUUUAAGAAGUUUUCUUUCUAUUUGUUCAUCUACCUAUGCCAGCUAAAUCAGAAGUUUUAUUUUUACUUGUUUUUUUUCACUCUUCAUUUUCAAGUUAAAACAUUCUCAGUUAGUAUCAUUUUAUGUUUUGUCAGUUUCUCUUACCAUAUUGAAGCAGUUUUGACAUUUAUAUAUUUUUUUAACAUCGUAACUUGAAAUAUCCUUGACAUUUUAAAUAUAAAACAAGAUGCAAAGAGUGUCUUCAACUGAAAAACAUCUCAACUUUCAACACAGUUCCGUUAACCCUAUUGCGUUUUUCAUGAAAAAGCUAAAAUAGGUUUGCAUAUAAAUUCUUUGCUUUUAUAAUUUAAAUUUUUUUGGAAUGGGAGAACUGAAAUUCCUUCAUUAGGCUUAAUAAAUACUUUUAGAUAUUCAGCAUUUACAGUGUUUCUAAAAGAUGGUUAGAACCAUUUUAAUAUUUUGAAGAUUAUUCGUAAAUGUUUAGUUCUGGGAAUGAAAUUAUAUAGUGAAGGAAAUGUUGUUUCCGAUAUGUUAUCUUUUCUUGAGUAGUACUGCCGUCUGUCGGUGCCAAUUUUCAACACUCGCCACUAGCCUUCCACCUCUCGCUUCUACAUAUCCACCUAUAAAUGAUUAUGCGGCAGCUCUCCACCAAUAGGAGUGUGAUACAACUAUUGUAACCAGCACCCUCUCCUCAUUCGCACGUAUUAAUCACUUCUUGAUUGACAGUAGAACUCUACAGACGUGCUUGUUUUUGCUCAAAAUUUGUCAUUGUUUUCCUCUAUACUAUAGACUUAGUUUUUCUUUACUAUGUUUUUGUUAUUUCUUUAUUUUCAGGGGCUUUUUUUGCUAGUGUAUUGUGGGUCUCACUCUGUGGUGAGUGGUGCCUGACCAGGUAUACUUUAUUUUUUGAAAAUCCACACUGUCCAUCCUGUGACCAUAUUCGAUCUCAAUUAUGUUGUAGCUCUUCCAGAUGCUGCCAGAUGUUGGUUGUGUGUCUCCAUUCAGUUGUUCAUCUAUGCUGAAACAAUUACAUCACAGGAUUAGAUUAUUCACAUCCUAAAGAUGGGAUGUUCCAUAGGACUGCUAGUAGUUCUUUCUAAUGGUCUUUUGCAUCAUAAAUAUGUUCAUCCCAGACCAUACACUCAUCAACACACAUGAGUAAAACAGACAGCGAUUGCUGCCCAUCUCUGAUGCUCCAUGGUAUUGAGACUCUUCCUACUGCGGACCUGAUGUACAAUUCCAAAUGCCACCGGUUGUUGAUUCACAGACUCCGUCAACACAGUAGCUCUGGUUUUCAAAAUAAGGUAUCACGGUCACCAGUUGCACUGUCUCCGGUGAUGUGAUCCUAUAGACUCUCCAACAUGUUUUUCCCUUCUUUCUUGUAGUGGAGUAUGGGAGUCCUUGCCACUUACCAGUUUCUAGCUGCUGGGAUGGUGGACCAUGGAGGCCUGUCCUCCUGUGUGUUGCAUCAUACCACUCAGUUGAGAGUAGGGCAGUGGCAUUCUGCAGCUGUUGAUGGCGUAUAGCACUUCCUAACACGGACCUGAUGUACAAUUCUAGAUACUGCCAGGUUUUGGCUGUAGCACUACACCAUAUUAAUAUAUAUAUAUCUGACAGAUUGAUUUUUCUUACCAUCCUAGGUAUGUUCCUGGUAGGUCUGGUGUUAAUUGGAGAUGACCUAGUCAUGAUUAGGAUCUUGUGUCGAUGGCAUGUAGCACUUCCUAACACGGACCUGAUGUACAAUUCUAGAUACUGCCAGGUUUUGGCUGUAGCACUACACCAUAUUAAUAUAUAUAUAUAUAUCUGACAAAUUGAUUUUUCUUACCAUCCUAGGUAUGUUCCUGGUAGGUCUGGUGUUAAUUGGAGAUGACCUAGUCAUGAUUAGGAUCUUGUGUCGAUGGCAUGAUGCCCUUUGUACCACGGACCUGAUGUACAAUUCCAGAUAUCUCCAGGUUUUGGUUGAAGCACUCUGCCAUGUCAUGAUUAUAUAUAUCUGGUGCAGUUUACCCCUCAGGCUGAGACAUUCCUUCUACUUACCAACCUUUUGAUAUGGUUCUUGGGGGGGGGGGG
Molecule: messenger RNA, 3514 nt
Organism: Limulus polyphemus (Atlantic horseshoe crab)
Lineage: Eukaryota; Metazoa; Arthropoda; Merostomata; Xiphosura; Limulidae
Product: serine/threonine-protein phosphatase PP1-gamma catalytic subunit
Exons: 7
Coding region: 98-1090 (330 amino acids)
Cellular component (GO): cytoplasm; nucleus
Molecular function (GO): protein serine/threonine phosphatase activity
Source: RefSeq, a predicted model, not a curated record